Molecule: messenger RNA, 1941 nt
Organism: Planococcus citri (citrus mealybug)
Lineage: Eukaryota; Metazoa; Arthropoda; Insecta; Hemiptera; Pseudococcidae
Gene: Dbp21E2
Product: putative ATP-dependent RNA helicase Dbp21E2
Exons: 12
Coding region: 164-1825 (553 amino acids)
Molecular function (GO): ATP binding; mRNA binding
Source: RefSeq, a predicted model, not a curated record
AUCAAUUUUUGUUGUUUGGUGAAAAAAAUUACAAAAUUUUGAAUUAUUUUGCAAUUUGAAUUUGAAAAAGCGUCGUAAAAGCGUUGAAAAUUAUUUCGAUUUCUAAUGCCAGUGAUUUUUCACACGCAGGUAGAAUUUUCUGUCAUUCAAACUUGAAAUUGUUAUGUUGCGUGCUAUCAAUCGAAGCAGAUUUUUACUCAAUGACAGUGUUUUGAAUAACACUUACAAUGUGAUGAAAUUCAGAAAACGACUCAAUCAUGAAAAACCGCCGAAAACUUUUCUGGAACCAGAUGAUUCAUUUGAAUUGGGCAAUUUUGAAAAUGAUGUGAAACCCUUUCUGAAGCAUAGGAAGAAAGCAGAAGCACGCAAAAUUUUAGAAGAUGAAGUGAAGAGAAACGAGAUUCCUAUCAUCGUAUGUAAAAAUUCUAAACUGAAUCACUAUAGGAACCAAACCUACGAUAAGUUCGCACCAAUUCCAUUGGCAUCGGAGCAUUGGAGAAGUCAUAAGUUUGUUGGUGAUCAUUUCAAGAUCAAAAUCCAUACGAGAGAUUAUGAACUUCAAAGUAGGAAAGAGAUUGUUCCUUUUGAUGAAAGUGGUUUGAAACAGGAAAUUCUCGAUAUUGUGAAAUCGCAUAAUGUAGAAUCGAUGUCUGAAAUCCAACGGCUAGCUAUUCCUGCUGUUUUGUCAGGAAAAAAUACUUUAUUGGGGGCUGAAACUGGUUGUGGAAAAACAUUAGCGUACUUAUUACCGAUUCUAGAACAAAUCCUAGUUUGGAAAGCUAAAGCAACCCAACCAUCGUUUAAUGCGCCGUAUGUUUUAAUUUUAGUUCCUAGUCGAGAAUUGUCUGAUCAAGUCAAGGAUUUCUGUGAAUGGUUUGAAGAAUUAGGCAUUAAAACCAAGGCGUUAGUCGGUGGUAACCUCGGUAGCAAGAUAAGUAAUGCAUCAUUCGAUGAAAUUGAUAUAUUAGUUUCAACACCUUUCGCAGUUCGAAAAUUCAUUGAUGCUAAUAUUUAUUCCUUGAGAAAUCUUCGUCAUACGGUAUUAGAUGAGGCUGAUUGUUUACUGGAUGAUAGUUUCAAUGAAUCGUUGACAUCGUUUCUUCAUACGUUGAAUCUUAGAAGUGCACCAUCUCCUGGUAAAGACGUCGGAGUACAGUUAACAAUGGUUAGCGCUACUUUACCCACCAGUAUAUCCGAUAUUCUUCAAGAUAUAAUAGAUGUUGAAAAUUUGGAAAUGAUUACUACAGAAAAGUUGCAUGCCGUUAUGCCUCAUAUCACUCAUGAAUUUAUACGAACAGGACGAGCUAACAGGCCUUCAUUUUUUCUCCAUUUAGCUAAAAAAGACUUUAAAAAGAAAGCACCUUCAAUUAUAUUUUGUAAUCAUGCGGAAACAUCUACUUGGGUGAAUUCAUUUUUGGAAGAUAACGGAAUACCCAAUAUAUUAUUACAUGGAGAAAUGCAGUUACAUGACAGACGUGGUAAAUUCAAGUCUUUUCAAAAAGGAGAUGUUAAUACAUUGGUGUGUACUAGCCUUGCAGCAAGAGGAUUAGAUACCAAUCGAGUGGAACAUGUGAUAAAUUAUGAAUUCCCAUCAUUUAUAGCAGAAUACGUUCAUCGUUGCGGACGAACGGGUAGAUUAAGCUCUAAAAAAUCUGGCACCGUUACCAAUUUGAUUUCUGGACGAAACGAAAUCGUCUUGGUGCAAAAAAUUGAAAUGGCUGUCAGAACGAAUUCGAGACUUGAAAAUGUUAAUCCUAAUAUUAAACGUAUAGUGAAAUACCACAAAGCUUCCGAUUUAGAAAAAAAAUUGGGAUUACUAUCUUGAUUGAAGAACUACGCGAAUUUUUAACUGUUGUUUUUUAUAAUUAUUAUUUUACUUGACGAUUUCUGUAAUUAAUUUUUACGAAUUUGAAAUGUUCUAUAAAUUUUUGCUGAACGGUU